AUUCUUGCGUUUUACUUGUAGAGAGAAGUGGUGUUUCUUCAAUUGCACACUAGCAGCUGCGCCUGCACUAGGGAAAUCUUUGUCUGUUUCCAUAAUCGCCGCAGGUGUGAUUUCUCGCAUCCGUCAAGAUGCCUAGUACCGAGCAAGUCAAGGAACAGGCGCACCAUGUGACGGAGAAAAUCCGUGAGCAUUCUCCAAACCAGAGCCAGGUCAUCGGAUUGGUCACGAUCAUCACAGCAAUUCUACUGUUGCUGACAAUCGGAGGUCUGCUUCUCGGCGGAGCAGCAAUCGUGGUGACGCUGGUGACUCCUGUUUUGGUAUUCUUCAGUCCAAUCUUGAUACCUCUAGCGACGAUAUUCUUCCUCAGUACUGCAGGAAUUGUGUCAGCAGGCGGCUUUGGUCUCGCUGCAUAUUCCGCCUCCCGCUGGUUGUACGAGUACGUCAAAGGCCGUCAUCCCGUAGGCUCAGACAGAGUGGAUGCGGCGAAGAGUCGACUGGUGGAUACAGCUUCACAUUUGAAAGAACGAGCAAGUGGCUAUGUCCACGGCGUGCAGGAGAGUGCUCAGCAUGCCAAGGACCGAACAGUUGACGCUGCAACAACAUGAAAAACAAAGUUACCUCGAAGUCUGCUAUAGAAGAUUAUAGAAUCCAUUAUCAUGAAUUUGCUGUUGUUACAAGUUUACGACCUAAGAUGUCUUGUGCACAAGCUAAUGAGGAUGAUGAGAGUCAGACGAAAGUAUGAAGCUGGUAUCUGCCAUGCUUUACAUUCUGAGCUAGAAUUCUGCUGAGUAUGGCAUUAUGGGAGUCUUUCGAUUGAAUCAAACCUGAUUUGCCAUAUCACGGCACACAUAUCGCUACUCAAGAAACAGCUGUAUGCGAGUGUGGUUUUUUUUUUCACCUUUUUUUCUUUUCUUAGCUUUUGUUGGUCCAAUAAACUCGUGGGUAAAGGGCAUGCACGAAAGUUUGUGUCUAGACGUCCUCACUGCCUGGCUUCCUGCCAGCUGGAUGCUGUCAAAGAUGUAUAUUUCAUAUUGUCUUUUAACCUUGCGACAUCAAGAUAAAUGAUUACAAG
This is a messenger RNA of Marchantia polymorpha subsp. ruderalis, 1072 nucleotides long. The record is from the annotation of a GenBank genome assembly. Lineage: Eukaryota; Viridiplantae; Streptophyta; Marchantiopsida; Marchantiales; Marchantiaceae.